This is a messenger RNA of Salpingoeca rosetta, 303 nucleotides long. RefSeq lists its product as uncharacterized. Lineage: Eukaryota; Choanoflagellata; Craspedida; Salpingoecidae. Bases 1 to 303 code for a protein of 100 amino acids. The transcript has a single exon. The record is from RefSeq and is a predicted model, not a curated record.
AUGGCAGGCAAAGGCGACCGACCCGAGGAGCUCAGGGGCGUGCGCAGCGCUGAUCUGCAACGCAUCAUCCAGGCGGAGAACCGAAACCGAAACCGAAACCGAAACCGAAACAACAGGGGCAACAACCGCAAUGGAGCCCAUCGCCGCCGCUCUGAGGAACGGCGCCGCAAGAGUACAGCCCGCGGCAAGACGGACAGGGGCGUUGCCGUUCUGGACGAGUACGACGAAGGCGUUUGUCCGACAUGUUGUCUCACCACGUGCAGCCAUCAGUGCAUGGACGAGGAGAACGACGACAGCGAGUGA